GGGGUGUGGUUGAAAGUCAAAUGCCAGAAAGCUUCAGAAUGUCUCUGUCUUGAUUCUAGCCAGCCGUGUGUGUGUGGAAAUAGCAGAGGUAUGGACUUAUUCUCUUCCUUGAAGACUGCCUAUGACUCUAUUGGAUCAGAGAUUUCAAAGAGUUUUGAUUCUACUGACUUUGAGAAGCAGUCCACCCCAGCUCCCAACACACAGCCUAGAGCUGAGGAGGAGCCCACUACACAACCAGUGCCUAGAACUGAGCCACAGGAGAUAUCAGGACACAAGGCCCAGUCCUCUGAGGGGGAGACUGUUGGUCAUAAUGAGGGCAAUGAUUUCAAUACCUCGUGGAGCCAAUGGGAGGACACACCUACUAGGAAGACACCACAGCAAGAGAAGAGCAGCCCCCCUCUCGUGAAGACCCCUCCCACCAAUGAGGCUACUCCCAACAAACCAAUGGCCACCUCCACACCAGCUAAGGGGACUCCAAGCAAGGGAAAAUCCAGUUUGGAGGCUCUAUCCAGAGAAGAUCUGAUCAAGUACAUCAAGAAACAAUCUCAACUACUGCACAAGUCCAAGGUCAAGUGUGAAGAGCUGUCACGCGAGUGUGAGACCACACCCACUGACAGCCUCCUGGAGGAGCUACAGAUAGUGAGGAGUGAGAGGGACAUGGCAGUGCAGCAGGGGAAGUCCCUAAAACAAGAGAAACAGGAGCUUAAUGAUGAGGUACAAAUGCUGACAGAGGCUAACUCUAAACUAAAGGCCUUCUGUGAGAAAGUCCAGAGUCAAGAGUCGGCCAUUACUGAGCUAAAGAGAAGCCGUGAUGAAAUGAAUGAACAAUUCUCUCAAGAUAAGAAUGAACUCUCUUCACAACUUGUGCAAUUGAGAGCGGAGCUGGAGGAAGCAAAGAAGGAGACGACGACACCAUCUGAGGACAUUAGCUCAGAGCAACAUGCAUUACAAGUGGAGAGAAUGGAGGGUUUGCUCAGUGAGAAAACUGCCCGAAUAUCUACCCUGGAGAAAGAGCAAUGUCAGCUGAAUGAUGAGUGUGAUGGAUUGAAGAAUAGGAAUGUGGCCCUAACACAGCAGUUGUCUGAUUCCAAUACCAGACUUGAGGAAUUGGAGUCACGAUACCAAGACUUAGAGAAUGACAAUCAACAAUCUAAAUAUCAAUUAAGUGAAACAAUGUCGAAAUUAGAAUCUGCUCAAACUGACAAAGAAUCAAAACUGAUUGUUAAUCUAGAGGAACAACUGGCAGAGGUCAGAGGUCAACUGGAGGAAGCAAAGAGUGAUAUGAUGAGUGAACAUGAGACGCACAGAGAGGAGACUAAGAAACUCAAGGCAUUUAUACUUAAACUGAAGAAGCAACUCAAAGAGAAAGUGGAUUCUAGUAGUAGCGAGGUCGCUCUGAGGGAGGAGGGGGAGGGGCUUCGGGUUGCCAUGGAGACAGUGACGGCUGAGAAAGAUCAGCUGGCAGUCCGACUAAGUGAAGCACAGACUAACAGUCAAGUGAUGGAAGGACAAGUACAGGAGUUGAUCUCCUCACUGACUAGCAGGGACACAAGGAUAGAGGAGCUAGUGAGCAUAAGAGAUGAGCUCUGUGUGAGAGUGACCACCAUGGAGGAGGGGAGGGAAGUGGCAGCAUCUGAGCUAGCUAGUACUCAAGCAGACCUAGCCACCGCCCACUCACACUCAAACACUCAGCAGCACACUAUUGAGAAGCUCCAGUCCUCCGUAGCCUCAGUGCGUGAUGAGCUAGAGAGGGAACAGCUCAGUCAUUCUGAGACAAGGGACAAGUUGUCCACUGCUCAGAAAGGAGCUCAAUCAUCCACUCUCAUGAACCUUGAACUCCAAGACUAUCAGAGGUCAAUAAGGUCACUGGAGGAGGAAGUGGCAAGCAAAAGGGCGGAGCUUGAGUCUACUCAGAAGGAAAUCCACACCCACCUGGACAAAAUAGAACAGCUCAAGAAAGAACUAGAGUGUACGGGUGCCCAACGUGGUGCUGAAGUGGAGACAGUGAGUAAACUGAAGGCUUUGCUAGUAAGGAACAAGAAGGAGCUGGUGGAGGGACGGAGGAAAGAGGUGGAGCUUGGAGAACAAGUCGACCAACUCACUGCACAACUGGAGAGUGGGCGGGGCCAAUCAGAAGAGUACAAGGUUGAGCUGAGUGAGUUGAGUGCCAGGCUCCACUCUGAGCAGCUAGCAUCACAGUCAUCAAUGGAGGCACUCCAACAAACAGUGCGAGGAUUGGAGCUAAAGACAGCAGGUCUUCAGAGUCAACUCUCCUCAUCACAGGCCUCCCUCAUGCUGGUGCAGGGCGAGUAUGACAGCUACAAGGUACGUGUGCAUAGUGUACUGAAGCAAAGGUCCACAGCAGCUGAGCAGGUGGACAUCAACCCAGAGAUUAAGAAGAGCUACGAGGACGAGAUAACCAACCUAAAGGCAUCACUACAGAACACAAAGUCUCAACUCUCAGUGGUACUAUCUGAUCAUGAUGAGCUCCUCUCUGAGCAUGACACCUUGACUGGUCGCCAUGACUCCCUACUCCAGGAGGCACAGACUACAAGGGAGCGACUAACUCUUCGUGUUAGAGAAGUAGAGUCUGCAUACAAUCGUGAGAGUGUGGAGCAAAGAGGACUGGUAGAACAACUACGCCACGAGAUAGAGGAACUGACAACAGCAUUCACCAAUCAGAUCACAGGAUUGCAACAGGAACAUAAGAAGGUUGUGCUUGGUUUGCGUGAGGAGCUCCACUCGACACAUUCUCAGUUGAGUAGAUUACAAGAAGAAGGGGAUAAUAAAGUGUUCAUUAGAGCUAGUAGUCAAGAAGCAAGGGGUGUGGUCAAGAAGGGGCUUAGUCUCGAGGUAAAGCCCGGGGCACUACCCAGUGAAUCAAGGACCUCGGGAGUGGGAAUGGAUCGCUCUGAACUAGAAUCAAGCUAUCCAUCAACACCUCUAUCUCGUGAGGACUCUAGUGCUAGUCUGGAGCGACUCCUCUCAGACACAGGAGGUGGUUCACUAACAGAGCGACUGUCAGACACUGAGCUAGCAUUACAUAAGAGGCUGCAAUCAUCAGGGGUCAAGAUAGACCAUGUCACAGAGCUACUCAGAGAAAGUGAAGCCAGUUCAGUGCGACUGAGUGAACAAGCCAAGCUACUCAAGGAGGAGAUUAGGAGACUGGAGAGGAAUCAAGAGAGAGAGGGAGUGGCUAAUAUGGAGUACCUCAAGAAUGUGGUGUUGGAGUUCCUGCACACUCAAGAUAUGAAGGAGAGGGAAGGAUUGGUGCCUGUCAUCACUAAGCUGCUGCAACUCAGCCCCCAAGAGGUCAAGUUUGUCCAGGAUAGCAUCCAAGGUGAUGUGGGUGAUGGCCUCCCAGGGUCGGCAGUGGGACCCCCUGCAUUGGGGGCAGCUGGCAGCAAACUCAGCAGCUACAUUCACAGAUGGACGGGAUACUAGAAUGAACAAUGUCAUAUUAUAGCUAGCACUCUGAACUCUCCUCAUAUAUCACCAUCCUGCAUGCAUGUACACUUAGCUAGCUAGCAAUCAUGUUUCGUGCUCUUAGACUGCACUUGUGUUUAUUCAUUCAACUGUGGUCCAUACCAUUAAUUUUUAUUGUGAAAUUGACUCUAAUUUUCAACUUUA
Molecule: messenger RNA, 3630 nt
Organism: Halichondria panicea
Lineage: Eukaryota; Metazoa; Porifera; Demospongiae; Suberitida; Halichondriidae
Product: GRIP and coiled-coil domain-containing protein 2-like
Exons: 19
Coding region: 91-3444 (1117 amino acids)
Source: RefSeq, a predicted model, not a curated record